Cynoglossus semilaevis (tongue sole) is the source of this 3394-nucleotide messenger RNA. It is a transcript of the gene znf513a, whose product is annotated as zinc finger protein 513a. Gene Ontology annotation, biological process: positive regulation of transcription by RNA polymerase II. Bases 237 to 2144 code for a protein of 635 amino acids. Gene Ontology annotation, cellular component: nucleus. NCBI's taxonomy places the organism in Eukaryota, Metazoa, Chordata, Actinopteri, Pleuronectiformes, Cynoglossidae. The record is from RefSeq and is a predicted model, not a curated record. The transcript is spliced from 5 exons.
CUUUCUUUGUCGCCGCAGCUCAUGAAGAAAUGGCGGAUCUGCGGGCGUUGUACAACUGAGGACGAAUACAUUAAAGCCAAUGGCGUGCGUACGGGUGGCGAAGAGAACCUAAAUGGACAACAGUAUUUACGUUUUUUAGAAAUACCGACUCGUAUCAUCCAGACACACAAGAAUGAGCUGAUGGUUGUGAAAGUCUGGAAGAAGACGUCUCACAAAAAGGAGAGGCUAACUGGAAGAUGCCAAGAAAAAAACAACAGAAUCCACAGCCAGUAAAGUUGGAUUCUGAAGAUGGACUAACCACAGACACUCCAGGAAACCUCACCUUAGACACAGACUUUCUUCUAGAACAAGACCUUGAGUUUGAUGACCCUGAUCCUGAUGAAAACAAGAUUUUAGGACUGGAAAAAUUCUCAGAGGUAGCAGCUGAGAUCGGUUUCUCUGUUUAUCCCCUGGGUGAUGAGGAGAGCCCAACCUACGGUCAGCUCAGCAUGGAAAGUGAAACGGAUAAUUCUCGCAGCACAACCGACAACGGAAGGGACGACGACGGCAGAGAACCUCGGCCGGAGCCUAGUUUUCCUCCAUACCUGUCCUGCAGAGGCUGUGGUCAACUCCGCGAUGGACCACUAGGACCUGGCAUUGACCUUGUUGGCCCAUAUUGCCUUAGGUGUUGUAAAGCCUCCAGAGAAGCCAAAAGCCCGGACUUCUGUUUACCUUUUGGCCUCAGUGGGCUUCGCCCCGCUUCCCAUUCACAACUUGACGGAGAAGGAAUGAGAAAUGGAAUGGGUGACAAAGCUCUGACAGCAGAGGACAAACUGUCCAAACUGCACUCCUGUCACCUCUGUGGUUUUUCCUCACGUUACGCCAACCAUGUUAAGCGUCACAUGAAGACGCAUAAUGGGGAGAAGCCCUUCAACUGCCCCCUGUGCACUUACGCCUCAGCUCAGCUGGUGAACCUGCAGAGACACCUGCGCAUUCACACCGGCGAAAAACCUUACAAAUGUGAGAGCUGCACCUUUGCCUGCAGUUCCCUUGGUAACCUCAAGAGGCACCAACGCAUGCACCUGCCCACUCCAGGAACUGGACAGGAAGCCAUACAGGGACCUGUCACUGGUCAGAAUAGUCUGAAGAGGCAAGUGACGGGGCAAAGACCCAGUGGAGAAGCUUCAGGUGCUUUAGGGCGAGUAUCAGAAGUGGCAAGAGCAACGUCACACCUGACCAUGGCGUCCCAGAACAAUGACUACCUGUCAGCUUUCGAUAGCUUAAAGGAAGCAUCGCCACCACCUUUACCCCACUCUAAUCAUGGCCCUGCCCUCCAGGCCCCACCUGUGCCUCACACUACAGACAGAGAGAGCAACAGGACGAGUAGGGAGGGCUCAGCAGAUGGCGCCAGCCUCCCACCUUCACUUUUCCCUUAUACCUGCCGUCUGUGCGGUGUCGUCCUGGAGGACGAGGACGGCACCUCUGCCCAAAUUUGUGCCAAGUGUACUUUGGAGAUGCUGACUAAAGAUGCCUCUUCAUCUCCUAACAGCCCAGGUGAGCGGAGUGACAAGGUUUACACCUGCGCCGCCUGCCCCUUCCUCACCCACUAUCCAAAUCACUUGGCACGCCACAUGAAAACUCACAGCGGCGAAAAACCCUACAAGUGCCCUCAGUGCGACUAUGCCUCAGCGCACUUUGACAACCUCAAGCGUCACCACAGAGUGCACACGGGUGAGAAACCUUACAAGUGCAAUUUGUGCGACUAUGCUUGUGGGAACUUGGCGAACCUGAAGCGUCACCUGCGAGUGCAUUCGGGCGCCAAACCCUUCCAGUGUGCCGUGUGCAGCUACAGCUGCAACCAGAGCAUGAAUCUGAAGCGACACAUGCUGCGGCACACCGGCGAGAAGCCGUACAAAUGUCGCCAGUGUGGCUACACCACGGGCCACUGGGACAAUUACAAGAGGCACCAGAAGAAACACGGCCUCGCCACAGACGGCUGGGUCAAGGUUCCCAUGACUGGAAAUGACGAAGAAGAAGACGAUGAUGAUGAUGAUGUACGUAAAGGGAUGGGAUCCGGAGUCCAGACUCACAGAAAAGAAGCAGGAGUUGAUAUGCAGUACAUGCAGGGAGGUCGGUCGGACUACACACCUGUGCUACAGACUUGACUGCAUUAAAUGAAAAACUCAGCAGAAUGGAAGCUACCAGCAAGUCUUUUUGUUUUUAAAUUGUUAACCUUCACAGAGCCUUUAUUAUUGUUUGAAUGCAUCUGUGUCUGUGUUUGUCAGAUGUACAGAGGCUGCUAAUUGUUUGUAAAAUCGGACACAAUUAUAAGAAGAAAAAAAAUGUCGGUCUACAUUAUUUGAUGCCUUUUGGAUUUCAGAAGAAAUCUGGCACUGUGUUUUCAACCCGUAGUAUUUGUUAGACUGAUUAGUAGGAAAAGGAGGAUUUUUUUUUCAACGUGGAUGAAAACAAGACUUUAGAGGCAGAUUGUUAGAUUGUCCUUUCUGCCUCAGAGCGGGCUCAUACAGGACUACCAGUCCAACACAGCAUGAUGGAGUUGGUCUUAGACAGUCAGUCAGCUCAGUGUUCAUCAGUCAUUUUCACUAAACUAUGGCAACAUCGUAGAAAGUUAUAGGACCACCUAGGAGCUGUCCUUCAGCACCACUGGGUCCAGAGAUCUACUCAGUGACUGACUCUACUCUGUAACCUCCACCGAUCAGUGUUAAUGGGUUAAAAACGACCAGAUUUCUUCUUCAACUGAGGUGAAUGAGUCCACGAGACUGUGUUUCGUCUUUGUCUUCUACUCUUGCUCCGUUUAUGUCAACACAAAUGAACUGUAGCUACUGUUAAAAAAAAGUCUUUUCACUGGCUCAUCAUAUAUGUCACAGAUACCACAUGACAAAAUCACCUGAAUACAUAGAACCGGUGCAGAUUUGUGCCUGAUCCAUUGAGUUGCACUGUGUAGUUUUAUUCAAUCCUCUUUGUUGCUACUUUAACUUGAAGUUAACGUACGUAGCCUGGGUUCAAACCUUUUCACGUCAGAUUUAAACACGUGCCAACACGACUACACCGUGCAGCUCAUGGUGAAGAAGGCUGAUGUUUGAGGUCAGUAUUUUGCUUUUUGUUGCAUCAAAGCACAACUCCAUUAAGAGCAUGAACUAACCUAUGUAUGUACUACUAGCAAUGUGGCGAUGACAGAACUAAAAGUUGUUUUAACUCUAAUGAUUGACUCAUAUUGAACUGUAACCGUGUUUUUCUUUCAGCCCCCCAAGACAAAAAGGGAUGUGGGGAUUAAAAUCCAAAGCAAGAAAGUGUAAUAGAAAUAAUAAUUUGUAGUUAUUUUAUCAGUAAAAUUGCAUGUGGAAACAUUGUAGUUUUAGCUGUAACUGUAGCUUGUACAAGAAAAAAAAUAAAA